GUAGUAGGUCCAGGUUGAUAAUAUUGAUUCUCUAUAUAUAUACACACAGAUGCUUUUCUGAGUGCUUGUAAAAUCUACAACAACAAAAAAAGAAUUGGCUUUUUUUUUUUUUUUUGAAGACGAUGAAAACACGAAGAGGAAGGCGCUCUGAGGCAUUUUGGCCAUCUAUGGUGAUGAAGAAAUGGCUAAACAUUCAGCCGAAAAAUAACGAUUUUAGUGAAGAUGAAGUUGAUACAGAGACCGAAAGCGAAGAUGAUGUUUGUUCUCUUAAAGAAGAAAGAAUGCGUAGAACACCGAGAAAUAUGUCUUCAUCUACAAAUCAUAUCUCAGAUGGGAUGCCUGCAAAAGGGUUGAUAAAACAUAAGAGAGGGAAAUCGGAAACUAUGCGUGUUCAUUAUAUCAAAACAAAAGAUGUGAGGAUGACAGUUGGCACAUGGAAUGUAGCUGGAAGGAUCCCUGAUGAAGAUCUUGAGAUAGAUGAGUGGCUUUGUAUGGAUCAACCAGCCGACAUUUACAUUCUUGGUUUUCAGGAAGUUGUUCCCCUAAGUGCUGGGAAUGUUUUAGGAGCCGAAACUCGACGGCCGAUACCAAAAUGGGAAUCGAUCAUUCGAAAAGCGUUAAACAAAUCGCAAGAACAAACUACCAUACAUAAAAGCUACAGUGCUCCAACUUCUCCAAUCUUGAACCAAAACGGUGAGUCGGGCCUCACCAAGAUAAUCGUUCCGGAAACAAAAGUGAUUAACAUAUUAAACUGGCCGGAAAAAGCGUUGGAUAUAACACCGAAAGUUCUUUCAUCGGGUGCAAAGUUAAGACGGGUGUUAAGUUUAAGUAGUACUGCUAGAGUGAGUUCUGAUUGGUUGGCCCCGUUAGACGUUGGUGGCGGGUUAAAACGGGUGCACCAUAGCUCGGGCGACUUGGGUUUGCUUUGGACCGAGCACCAAGAACGGACGGACCUGGUUGACUCGCUUGAGGAUGUGUCGGAACAAGUGUUGGAAGAAGAAGAUGAUUUUUUCGAAGAUGGAAGCGAAAUGGAGGAUGAGAAAUCGAUUGUGUUGGAUGGUCAAGAAAACUCAAGUCAUAGGUAUGUAAGAAUUGUUAGUAAGCAGAUGGUGGGCAUAUACAUUUCAGUUUGGGUUCGGAAACGGCUGAGAAGACAUAUUAACAACUUAAAGGUUUCGCCAGUCGGGGUCGGGCUUAUGGGAUACAUGGGUAAUAAGGGAUCGGUGUCCAUUAGCAUGUCUCUUUAUCAAACAAGGUUAUGUUUCGUUUGUUCUCAUUUGACUUCCGGACACAAGUUUGGGGACGAAGAGAGACGAAAUUCAAACGUAUCCGAAAUCUUAAAACGUACUAGUUUCUCGUCUGUUUUAGAUCCUGAUCAACCUCAAUCAAUCCCGGGUCAUGAUCAGAUAUUCUGGUUUGGCGACUUGAAUUAUCGUAUCAAUAAGCCGGAUGAAGAAGUCAGAAAGCUUGUUGCCAUGAAGCAAUGGGACCAACUUCUCUAUAGCGAUCAGCUUUGUAAAGAAUUGAGAAGAGGGCAUGUUUUCGACGGAUGGAAAGAGGGUAUUAUCGACUUUCCACCAACGUACAAAUACGAGUUCAAUUCAGACCGAUAUGCAGGUGAAAAUGCGAAAGAAGGGGAGAAGAGGAGAGCACCAGCAUGGUGUGACCGUAUACUGUGGAUGGGAAAAGGCAUAAAACAACUUUGUUACAAUCGAGCGGAGAUAAGGAUGUCGGAUCAUAGGCCAGUUAGUUCGGUGUUUGCAAUUGAGGUUGAAGUUUUUGACCCGAGAAAGCUACGAAGAGCUCUCAAUUUAACGAGUGCUGCAGUACAUCCCGUGAUCAUGUUAGAUGAAGCUGACCUGGAACUAUUGGCAUAGCAUAAGCCUGAGUUGAUACAUUCUUGAUCUUGAUUUUUUAUAGGAUUAGAAUGAUGAUUUAUGGUUUCUUUUUUUUUUUUUUUUUUUUUUUUUUUUGAGAAAUUUUGAAAACAAUAAAAGAAAAGAAAAUGACCACCUUUGGGGCAAAGGUGGAAUGUGUGUAUAGAAUUUGAAGGAAUCAUAUGCUUAAUUGGUUUGAUUUUGGACAUUGAA
This is a messenger RNA of Helianthus annuus (common sunflower), 2090 nucleotides long. Its product is annotated as type I inositol polyphosphate 5-phosphatase 2. Lineage: Eukaryota; Viridiplantae; Streptophyta; Magnoliopsida; Asterales; Asteraceae. Gene Ontology annotation, molecular function: phosphatidylinositol-4,5-bisphosphate 5-phosphatase activity; phosphatidylinositol-3,4,5-trisphosphate 5-phosphatase activity; inositol-polyphosphate 5-phosphatase activity. The record is from RefSeq and is a predicted model, not a curated record. Gene Ontology annotation, biological process: phosphatidylinositol dephosphorylation. The transcript has 11 exons. The coding region runs from base 123 to 1877 and encodes 584 amino acids.